AUGUUGCGGCUGCUCGUCGUCGCCGCCGCGGCGACCGUCGGCGCGCUCAAGCCGCCGAACGCGCGCAUGACGCGGGGCGUGCCCAACGCGAAGUGGCACUUCGACGUCCUCGCGCGCGAGCCCGCGGCGCCCGCGGUCAACGGCGACCCCGUCGCGGACGUGGAGCUCGUCGCGCGCGACGGCAAGGGGGAGAUCGGCUGGUUCGAGCUCUUCUUUGCCCGCGCGAGCGACGACGCCGGCGCCGUGCGGAGCCACGGCGGGCGCCACUACGCGCGGCUCAUCGGCGAGGACGACAGGGACCGCGCGUUCGGCAAAAACAUGAUGGUCGACACGUCGGCCCGCCGCCGGGGCGUCGCGAGCCGCCUGCUGUUGGCCGCCGAGGACGUCGCGCGGGGCUGCAACCUCUCGGAGUUCGUCAUCACGGCGGUCAAGAGCCACGAGCCGAGCCGCCGGCUCUACGAGAAGCUCGGCUUCUCCGAGGUGCCCGCGGAGCUCGCGACGGACAGCGAGUCCGUCGUCCUGCGCAAGUUCGUCCCGACGGCGACGCCGACGGAGUAA
Aureococcus anophagefferens is the source of this 558-nucleotide messenger RNA. Its product is annotated as expressed protein. The record is from RefSeq and is a predicted model, not a curated record. Gene Ontology annotation, molecular function: N-acetyltransferase activity. NCBI's taxonomy places the organism in Eukaryota, Pelagophyceae, Pelagomonadales, Pelagomonadaceae. The transcript has a single exon. Bases 1 to 558 code for a protein of 185 amino acids.